Radiomyces spectabilis is the source of this 885-nucleotide messenger RNA. RefSeq names its product kinase-like domain-containing protein. Gene Ontology annotation, molecular function: ATP binding; protein serine/threonine/tyrosine kinase activity; protein serine/threonine kinase activity. Gene Ontology annotation, biological process: peptidyl-serine phosphorylation; mitotic spindle assembly checkpoint signaling; protein localization to kinetochore. Gene Ontology annotation, cellular component: kinetochore; nucleus; spindle. The transcript is spliced from 6 exons. The record is from RefSeq and is a predicted model, not a curated record. NCBI's taxonomy places the organism in Eukaryota, Fungi, Mucoromycota, Mucoromycetes, Mucorales, Radiomycetaceae. The coding region runs from base 1 to 885 and encodes 294 amino acids.
AUGGCCAAAGUAUCUGUGAAUAACAAAGCGUACAGCAUUAUCGAGAAAAUAGCCAAAGGCGGUAGCAGUUUUGUAUUCAAGGUGCUGUCCCAUCGAGAUCACAAAAAUUACGCGUUGAAAGCCGUACCACUGGAAGGCAUCGACCAAAACACUACGCGAAUGUAUACAAAUGAAAUCAAGCUACUGAUAUCCCUACGGGCCAAUCCACGAAUUGUGCAAAUUUUCGACUAUGAAAUUUCUGAACGUCACAAUGCGUUAUUUGUGAUAAUGGAACUCGGCGAAAUUGAUAUGGCGCAUUUGCUGAGCCGUCAAAAGUACGAGCCACUUGAUCUGAACUUUGUGCGAUACUACUGGCGCCAGAUGCUAAAAGCCGUGGAAGCUGUCCACAAGGAGAAAAUUGUGCACAGCGAUCUCAAACCCGCGAAUUUUGUCCUUGUGAGUGGGAUGCUGAAAAUCAUCGAUUUCGGAAUUGCGAAGCGAAUUGCCAAUAACACCACGAAUAUUCACCGGGACAAACAGGUGGGCACCAUCAACUAUAUGGCACCAGAAGCGCUAACCGAUGUUGGCCACGGUCAAAAUGAACUGAUGAAGAUGGGUCGCCCCAGUGACGUUUGGUCUCUAGGAUGUAUCCUUUAUCAGAUGGUGUACGGUCGUCCUCCCUUUUCCGAUAUGAAGCUAUUCCACAAACUCCGAUUCAUUCCUGAUCCCACGCAUGUCAUUCCCUUCCCGUCACAAGCACCUGUAUAUUCCCCUGGCGACUUCACCCACGAUCCCGUCACUCUGCCGGCAGAAAUUAUCGAUGUCAUGCAGUCAUGCCUGCAAAGGGAUCCGUCCAAGCGCAAAAAGAUUCCGCAGCUUUUAGACCAUCCAUUUCUAAAAGUCUAA